AAAAUACUAAAUUGAUAUUAUAACAAUCUGUUUGGUCUGACUGAGUGAGUGUGCGUGUGUAUAUGGGUGUGUGGAUCUCCAUUAUGAAGGUCACUUGGAGAACCUUCCCGAAACUAUUUAUAGUGCUACCUGUGCUGCAUUAUGCACUAUCCGUCUAUACAAAUGCCGAAUCUGAGGAGCACAAACGUAAAAAAGAAUUGGAACAAACCAAGGAAGUUCACUUGAUAGAGCAGUCUGGUCAAAAGCAGAAGUAGCUUUUAAAAUGGAGCAGCCUGUAUAAAUUUAUUGCAAAUUCUGUUCCUUUUUUUUAUUUAUAUUGAGGAAGUAAAUGUGCACAAAUUACCCCUCGGC
Molecule: messenger RNA, 351 nt
Organism: Drosophila innubila
Lineage: Eukaryota; Metazoa; Arthropoda; Insecta; Diptera; Drosophilidae
Exons: 2
Coding region: 63-254 (63 amino acids)
Source: RefSeq, a predicted model, not a curated record